UUCCAAAGACCCACACCAAAAAUGCCAAAGCGGUGCGCUGAGAAUGUGGCAGGUUGAUGACGGACAGCACUGAAGUCUUUCCUGCGAGACGAGGUCGUACAGUUCUAGCCGUGCAGGAAGAAGAGCUUGAUGCGGUCAUCGCGAAGGCUGAAGAAGAGGUCACUCAAGACUUUGAUCCGCAGGAUUAUGUGAGGCCUGGCAUCACUGAGGCGGAGGUCCGUGAGAUGAAAGCGGCCUUUGAUCUCCUUGAUGCUGAUGGCCGAGGAAGGAUUCAUUUGGAGGACAUCAUCGACAGUCUGGAAAACCUCGGCUGGGACAGGCUUGAGCAGGAGCCCUUGAUGGUGGCGGUUCGUGCUUGCCGCCGGAAAGGUCACAAGAUGGACUUUGCAGGCUUCAUGGACGCCAUCGCACCGCUGUUGACAGCUGCCGAGCCGACCCAGGAAAGUGUGAGAAGAGCCUGGCGCUUGUUGGAUGAGAACCGUAAGGGCCACCUGGACAUAGAGGAUCUGAGCCGAGCUGUGCAUAAUUUCGGCCUGGAACUAUCCGUGGAGGAGCUCCGAGACAUGGUCGCGUAUUGUGAUGGCAACGGCAGUGGCGAGAUCACCUUCGAUGAGUUCUACCAGAUGCUGUCCCGCAACCAAUGACAGCGCCCUCCUUCAACAUGGAGGAUUGCGUAGCGGAAAAUGAACAGCCCCUUCACCAGCGUCUUUCGGACUGUUGACUGUUGACAUGCAGCAUGUCCCGCGUCAGAGUUUAAACACCACAGGAGAGACUCUGCAGCCAUCUCCGUCCGAGUAGCUUUCGAUGCC
Messenger RNA from Durusdinium trenchii, 809 nucleotides. NCBI's taxonomy places the organism in Eukaryota, Dinophyceae, Suessiales, Symbiodiniaceae. The record is from the annotation of a GenBank genome assembly.